CAAGGGGUUGGAGGAGGCGUUGGCUGUGUUGGAGCGGCAUCUUGCAGGGGGGGGGAAGGAGUAUCUCGCUACAGAGGGGGAAUUGUCCCUGGCAGAUUUGACUGUCGCGUCGGCGCUGUUUUGGGCGUUUAUGCACUAUAUUGAUGCGGAGAUGAGGGGACGGUUUCCCUGCGUGGUGCGGUGGUAUCUGAGGGUGAUUGGGGCGGAGAAGGUGAAGGAGGUGUUUGGGGAGCCUGACUUUGUGGCCGUGCGGAAGGCGGCGCCUGUUGAGUGAGCUGCACCAGGUUGAGUGUUGCUGGGAAGCUGAAAGAAAGGGGGUCCGGGGGUUCUCCUCCAGAACGGUAUAUCCUAUGACUUAGGACUGCAGUUACCAGGACGCUGAAAAAAAGGGGGGUCCGGGGGUUCUCCCCCGGAACGUGUUUCUUCCAGGUAUAUACUAGGGCUGAGCACCGUGUAGCCUAUAUGAUCUGCAGUGUAACCGCAGGGAAUAAAUCCUUUCGGCGAGAUUCAGCCUGUCCGUCAUGCUAUAUAGACCCUAUUUCAAGCACACUGUCCCUCCUUCCUGCUCCCAAAUGCAACAUGUCUGAACCCGAUGUACACGAUGUUCCAGCACAGCAGAAUGCCCCUCCCAAGAAGGGCCUGCGCUUCUGGCUCAUCUUCCUGGCGAUCGGGAUCGCGACCUUCGUGGCCGCUCUGGACACGUCGAUCAUCUCGACCGCCCUGCCCACCAUCACCGCCGACCUGGGCUCCGAGGAACUCUACAUCUGGAUCAUCAACACCUACCUGCUGUCUUCAACCGUCUCGUCGGCGAUUGUGGGUCAGCUGUCCAACAUCUUCGGGCGCCGCAGCAUGACCACCCUCGCACUGCUCAUCUUCGCCGUAGGCAGCGCCAUCUCCGGCGCUGCCCGCGACACGGGGAUGCUGCUCGCAGGCCGCACCAUCCAGGGCCUCGGCGGCGGCAGCAUCACCACGCUCUCCGAGGUGCUCGUGUGCGACAUGGUCUCGCUGCGCGAACGGGGCGUCUACGCGGGGGUCCUGGGCGCCGCGUGGACGCUCGCCGCUGUGGUCGGGCCCAUCAUGGGCGGGGGGUUCACGCAGAACGUGUCGUGGCGGUGGAUCUUCUACAUCAACCUCCCGAUCGCGGGCAGCUCGCUCUUCCUGAUCGUCACCCUCCUGCGGGUGCGCAAUCCCCGCUCCGACACGAGCAUCCUGCGCCGUCUGCGCACCAUCGACUGGGGAGGAAUCACUUUACUCACCCUGGGCGUGACCGCGAUCCUCCUCUCGCUGACCUGGGCGGGCACCACGCACCCGUGGUCCUCGUGGCGGACGAUCGUGCCCCUCGUCCUCGGGUUUCUAGGGUUGCUCGGGUUCAUCGCCUACGAGGCCCUGCCGCCCGAACCGACGAUGCCACUGCGCCUUUUCCGCAACCGCACCGCCGCCACGCUGUUCGUGAUGGCCUUCGUCUAUAGUCUGCUGCUGUUCUGGGUGUGCUACUUCCUGCCCAUCUACUUCCAGGCAGUGCUCAACGCCACCCCGACCCGCUCCGCCGUCAUGCUCUUCCCGGUCGCCACCACGACCGCGCCCGCCGGCAUCGUCGCAGGUAUCCUGAUGACCAAAACCGGCCGCUACCGCAGUUUCCAGUACAUCGGCUUCGCCCUGAUGACCAUCGCGUGCGGCCUCUUCACCCUCCUGGACCAGUCCACGACCACCGGGCAAUGGACCGGCUACCAGAUCCUGUUCGGGGUGGGCACCGGCAUCGUCUUCACGACCGGCCUCCCCCCGAUCCUCGCCAGUCUCCCGGAAAGCGACGUCGCCACCGGCACAGCGACCUGGAUCUUCAUGCGGAACUUCGGCGCAAUCUGGGGCACGGCCAUCCCCGCGGCCGUGUUCAACACGAAAGCGAAUACACUGGCGUCGCAGACGAUCAAUGAUCCUACGGUAAGGGCGUUGCUGGUGGAUGGAGGGGCGUACCAGCGGGCGACGAAGGCGUUCGUGGGUUCGUUCAAGGAUCGUCCCGGGGUGAUGCGGGCGAUUCGGCGGCUGUACGUCCUGAGUCUCAGGGAGGUGUGGCAGGUGAGUAUCGCGUUCUGUGGGGUGGGGUUUCUACUGUGCUUUUUGGUCAAGGCGUAUCGGUUGCGGGAGGAGUUGAAUACCGAGUAUGGCAUGCAGGCGAGGUAGACUGUCUUCACUACAACCGGAGAUUUCUUCAAUUGACGGUCUGUUCAGAUAGCUCGAUUCACAACUAGGCAGCUGCGACGUAUACUCUUGUAAGAAAGCUGUGGCCACCUAUUCUUCACACAAGUAUCUUGCCCUAGUUUCUAUUCGGUAGUACAAAUCCUAAUGCAUACAUAGAGAAAGGCUUCCC
Messenger RNA from Aspergillus uvarum CBS 121591, 2365 nucleotides. RefSeq names its product MDR family MFS transporter. The record is from RefSeq and is a predicted model, not a curated record. Gene Ontology annotation, molecular function: transmembrane transporter activity. The transcript has 2 exons. Bases 463 to 2178 code for a protein of 571 amino acids. NCBI's taxonomy places the organism in Eukaryota, Fungi, Ascomycota, Eurotiomycetes, Eurotiales, Aspergillaceae. Gene Ontology annotation, biological process: transmembrane transport.